Molecule: messenger RNA, 273 nt
Organism: Babesia bigemina
Lineage: Eukaryota; Apicomplexa; Aconoidasida; Piroplasmida; Babesiidae
Exons: 2
Coding region: 1-273 (90 amino acids)
Source: RefSeq, a predicted model, not a curated record
AUGAUUGACGCAUUUGAUGAAGAUUUAAACACUCAUCCUCCAUUAAAUGAUACGACGUCACCUCAUGCAUCUACUGGCAAAUUAAUAUCUAUGGCAGACGUUCAUCUUAUCACCCCCUGGUUUAAAAACGAGGUUGUUAACUGGAGGUAUGCUGCAUACCUGGUUGUUGGCCUGUUCUCACCUGAAUGUCAAUUGAAGCCACGGCACAGCCUCAUUGAUGCCGUCUUCCACAAGACCUAUUCACUCACUCAAAUAUCAUUUGCCGCGUUUUGA